Molecule: messenger RNA, 6585 nt
Organism: Microplitis mediator
Lineage: Eukaryota; Metazoa; Arthropoda; Insecta; Hymenoptera; Braconidae
Gene: Ino80
Product: chromatin-remodeling ATPase INO80
Exons: 14
Coding region: 653-6373 (1906 amino acids)
Biological process (GO): DNA repair
Cellular component (GO): Ino80 complex
Molecular function (GO): ATP binding; DNA binding; ATP-dependent chromatin remodeler activity
Source: RefSeq, a predicted model, not a curated record
GUACACAUCAAGCAUUUUGUAGAUAAAAGAGAAAAUUAUAUAUAAAUUAUAUUUAAUUAUUUACAUAUCUCGCUUAUAAACUGGAAAGAGACUUGGAGUCAGGCCACUUAGGGGCUUAUAAGUGUUGUAGGUGUCGUGUACAAUAUACUAAAUUAUUAUUAAAUGUGUACUGAAAAUUUUGAAUUAUUCCGAUAGCUCGGGAGGCUCUCGAUAAUAAAAUAAUAAAAAUAAUAUCUAUUAAUGCAUGGUCGUCUAAUGUCACGGCAAUAGCAUGUCGAUAAUGUCGAUAUAGGUCUACAAUAUCAUAUAUAUAUUAAAAACAAAAAUGGUCAACAUUUAUAUAUUUUUAACAUCAAGAGAAGGCAGCCUGGCAGCAGCAGCAGCAGUGGGCCAGCUGACGAAUUUAUUUAAUAGUUUUAAUGGGAAACACGCAGCACGCUACAGUACGAUAAAUUUUCCAAAUCUUUGAGUAGCUCUCAAAUACUUUUUUAUUUUAAAAAUUGUUCUAUAAGCUUGUACGUUUUUAUCUUACUAUCUUCUAUCACAAUGUCCAUCAUCAAGAUCAAUUAUGCCUAAAUAGUGAUUACUAAAUUGCUGAAAACAUUUAGUUUGUUAUUGUUUUAAUAUAAAUGGUAAUCAAAUUAACUAAAUAAUGAAUGAACAAAAUUGUUCAUCGGGAUUACAAGUCCAGAUGGCCAUUCCGUUACAUCUCCAGAGACUGGAAAGAAGUUUGAAUGUACAACCAUUUUUAUCUCAAGUCAAUCAUCUUUUCCAAAAUAAUUUACGUAACGAGAAUUACAACGACGACAAUGAUGACGACGAUGAUGAUGAGGAUAAUUAUGAUGAUGAUGACGAGGAUGACAAAUCUGUAUCUUCAGAUUCUUCAGAUGGAUCUGAUAAUUAUGCAAAUAAUACAUUGAACCACAAAGAAGAAGAAAGAAUGAACAAAUUGAGACUGUAUAAUAUGUCGAAAAUUGGUGACGAAAGAAGAUGGCUUCAAGAUAUUUUAUUGUCAGAAUCAGAUACUGAAAGUAUAUCAGUUUCAGAAUCAUCAGAUACAGAUGGACCAAUAACAGAACAAGACUUUCAAGAUAUGUUAAAAUUUCAUAUACUUAGAAAAAAAUAUCAAGGACGAUUUUAUCAAAAACCUGAAAAUAUACAAUAUCAAUAUUAUGGUGCUGGUUUGUUAUCAAGUUGUGAUAGAUUUCCAGAGCAUCAAAUGCUCAUUGUUGGUAAUAGAAAAAAAAAAGAAAAAAAAUUAGAUAAAAAAAUAACAAAAUUUAAAAAAGAAAAAAAUAUUAAUCAUAAUCAUAAUAAAUCAUCAUCAUCAACAGCAACAACAACAACAACAACAACAAAUAUUUGUAAUGAGCAUGAUUAUCCAGAUAAUAAUGAUUGGGGAUUAAUAAAUAAUAAUACUAAUAAUAUGACAUUAUUAUCUGAAACAUUAUCAACAAUAGCUAAAACAACAACAACAACAACAGCUACAACUGCAAUGACAACAACUUCAACAUCAUCAAUUAAAAAUAAAAAACAAGAUCAUGAACUUGAUGAGGCUGAAUUACAAGUAAUAAUACGUCAUCAACAACGUUCACGUAAUCGUAAAAAGCAUAAUAAUAAAAGUCCUGAAAUGAUGGCUAUUAGAAGACGAAAAAUUUGGAUAAUGAUGUCUAAAAAAGAAUUGGGUAAAAUUCAAAGAGCAAAAAUAAAUAAUCAUAAAGAAAUGUUGAUAAAUUGUAAAAAAUUAUCACAAAAUUGUAUUAAAUAUUGGCGACAAAAAGCCAUGCAAUCACAAAAAAAUAUGAAAGAAACAUUGUGGCGGGCAAAACGAUUAACUAGAGAAAUGCAAUCAUAUUGGAAACGUUAUGAUAGAGUUGAAAGAGAAACUAGAAGGCGAUUAGAAAAAGAAGCUGAAGAGCAACGUAAAAUGGAUGUUGAAUUAAUAGAGGCUAAACGUCAACAAAGAAAAUUAAAUUUUUUAAUAACACAAACAGAAUUAUACGCUCAUUUUAUGUCCAAAAAAUUUGGUAAAGUAUCACCAGAAGAACAAUUACGUAUAUUAAAUCAAUUAGAUGAAGAAAAAAAUCCACGAUUAAUUGGUAUUGAUGAUUACGAUAGCGAAUUAAUAAAACAAAAAGCAAAAAAAAAUGCAACUGAUGCUUUUAAUUAUGAAAGAGCACGUACCAAACAAUUUGAUGAUGCUGCUGUAAAUAUUAAUAGUAAUAAUACAUUAUCGUCUUUAUCAUCUUUAUCAUCAGUUGUUGAUAAAGAAUUAAGAUUAAGUGAUACACCUGAAAAUCUUGAACAUCCUCAACCAUCAAUAUUUAAAGGUAAUCUUAAGGGUUAUCAAUUAAAAGGUAUGAAUUGGCUUGCUAAUCUUUAUGAUCAAGGUAUAAGUGGUAUAUUAGCUGAUGAAAUGGGCCUUGGUAAAACAGUUCAAUCAAUAGCAUUUUUGUGUCAUGUUGCUGAACGUUAUUCAGUAUGGGGUCCAUUUCUUAUAAUAUCACCAGCAUCAACAUUACAUAAUUGGCAACAAGAAAUGGCUAGAUUUGUUCCUAAUUUUAAAGUUGUACCCUAUUGGGGUAAUCCACAGGAACGUAAAAUAUUAAGACAAUUUUGGGAUACUAAAGAUUUACAUACUAAAGAUGCCUCAUUUCAUGUUGUAAUAACAAGUUAUCAACUUGUUAUCACUGAUUAUAAAUAUUUUAAUAGAAUAAAAUGGCAAUAUAUGAUUUUAGAUGAAGCACAAGCUAUUAAAAGUACAAGUAGUAUGAGAUGGAAACUUCUUUUAGGAUUUAGUUGUCGAAAUAGAUUAUUACUUAGUGGUACACCAAUACAAAAUAGUAUGGCUGAACUUUGGGCUCUUCUUCAUUUUAUAAUGCCAACUUUAUUUGAUUCACAUGAUGAAUUUAACGAAUGGUUUUCAAAAGAUAUUGAAAAUCAUGCUGAAAAUAAAACAGGAAUUGAUGAAAAACAUUUAUCUAGAUUACAUAUGAUUUUAAAGCCAUUUAUGUUGAGAAGAAUUAAAAAGGAUGUUGAAAAUGAAUUAUCUGAUAAAAUUGAAAUAAUGGUUUAUUGUCCAUUAACAACACGACAAAAAUUACUUUAUUCUGCAUUAAAACAAAAAAUACGUAUUGAAGAUUUGUUACAUUACACUAUUGGUUCUAAUUCUGCUAAUUCAGGAACUACUACUAAUUCUGGAAAUAGUCUUAAUAAUAAUAAUAAUAAUAACAAUAACAGCACUAGUGAUGCUAGUGCUAGUGCUAGUGCUGGUGCUGGUUCUAGUGCCAAUACUAUUAUUAGUAAUAAUAAUAAUAAUAAUAAUAAUAAUAGUAGUAGUAGUAACAAUAAUGCUAAUAGUAAUAAUGCCUGUGCCACCAAUAGCGAUAAUCCACCGUUGUCGUUACCCCUACAAAAUGAUAAAAAUUUUACGUCAAAUCUUAUGAAUCUAGUCAUGCAAUUUCGUAAAGUUUGCAAUCAUCCAGAACUUUUUGAACGUAGAGAUGCUAAAUCACCUUUUUUUAUAAAAUCUAAUGAUUAUCAAAUACCAAAAUUAAUAUAUCAAAAUUUACAGGAGCUAUCUAAUUCAAUAUCAUCAAAAAAUCAUUUAUUUUAUAAUAAAUUGAACAUUUUUAACACUGAUUAUAUAAAUAAAUCUAUAUAUCAUAAUAAUGAUAAUUUUUUUUCAUUUUCACGGUUUAUAAAUAUUUCACCUAUUGAAAUAUAUAGAAUAUUUAUAUUUGGUAUUCUAUAUAGACUUUAUCAUGGAACAUUGAUUGAAUAUGAUUUAAAAAAAAAAAAAUAUUGGCAAGAUUUGUGGAUCGAUGACAGUGAUAAUAAUUUUAAACAAUCUAAAAAUAUUAUGUUGAUUAUUAUAACAACACCAUUAUUAUUAUUAUUAUCAACUAAUGAUGAUGAUAAUAAUAAUAUUAAAACCGAUAUUGUUUUUACUAAAAAAAUAUUACAAGGCGAAGCUUUUUAUACUCAUACUACUCAUUCGAUCCAUUCAAUUCCCGAGACAAUGGCUCAUCGGAUACUAAGAAGCACCAAACACAUUUCCAAUAGUUCAAUUAAAUUAAAUUCAAUCCGUUCAACUCAAAGUGUUAUAAAAUCACAAGGGUUAUCUGAAGAAUCAAAGUUUAUACUUUUACCAGAACAUCGACAUAAUCAACGGCCAUCUAUAAAUAGAAAAUAUCAAUCAACAAAUAUUCCACGUUUUUUGUGUGAUACUAAUUUAAAAGUUAAAGCUAGUCCGAAAAAAUUAUAUGUAAGCAGUAGUUCUGCUGCUUAUGCUUGGAAUAGACACGAGACUUUUGGCGGGCCCUUUGGACAAAAUGUUAUUCGUAAUGGUUUUGAAAAAGCCAUUAAAUUUAAUAACAUUGAUGUUGAUACCUUUCAGACAACGUUUAUAUCUCAAAAAAAUAUACAUCAUUCACAAGAGUCAAUAAUAUACUUUUCUCAUCAACCAUUGGGAGGUUUAUCUGCAUGUACACCUAUCACUGGUUGGUCCAAUAUCAUCGUUCCAGACAAACAAACUUUGGUAACAGAUGCAGGAAAACUUACAGUUUUAGAUAAUCUUUUACGUCGCUUAAAGGAACAGGGUCAUCGAGUACUUAUUUAUUCUCAAAUGACUAAAAUGAUUGACCUACUUGAAGAAUAUAUGUAUCAUCGUAAACACACAUUUAUGCGAUUGGAUGGAUCAUCAAAAAUAUCAGAUCGUCGUGAUAUGGUUGCGGAUUUUCAAAAAAGGGCUGAUAUAUUUGUUUUUCUAUUGAGUACAAGGGCUGGUGGUUUAGGAAUAAAUUUAACAGCCGCAGACACAGUAAUUUUUUAUGACAGCGAUUGGAAUCCAACCGUUGAUCAACAAGCUAUGGACAGAGCUCAUCGAUUAGGUCAAACAAAACAAGUUACUGUAUAUCGGCUUAUUUGUAAGGGAACUAUCGAAGAGCGAAUACUACAGAGAGCUCGAGAGAAGAGCGAGAUUCAACGUAUGGUAAUAAGUGGUGGCAACUUUAAACCAGACACUCUUAAACCAAAAGAAGUUGUAUCUUUAUUGUUGGAUGAUGAAGAGAUUGAAGCUAAAUACAGUCAACGGAGCGGAGAGAGAAAAGAGUACACUGAAGAUUCUCGAAUUGAUCAAAGUAUACAUCAUAAGGAGAGAGACCGGAAGAGGAAGUUAACCGCGCUUCCGUUCAAGGAUGCUAAAAAAACCUGUUUUGAGAGUAAUUCUAUUGAAAAAGUGGAUACUUUAAGCACGGCAGAUGCUAGCAACAAGCUACCCAAUUCUUCUAUGACUACUACUACUACUACUAUUACUCUUACAACAACAACGACAACAACAGCAACAACAACAACAAUAGCAGCAGCAGCAACAACACCAACAACAACAACCAGUGCUACUAAUACUAGUAAUAAUACUGGUACUACUAUUCCUAUUAUUACUACUGCUACUACUAUUGCUACUGCCACUAUUCACACGACAUCGACAACAGCAAAAACAAAUGAUUUGUCGCAGUCAUCGGACACUAUUGAAGAUUACAGUACUGUUAGUCCAGUUAAAUCUGAGGAUGAAACAAGUAAUGAAGAUCUCGUAGUUGAUGUUGACAAUAAUUCAACAUCGGGAUCCAGUAAAAAUAGUUAUUCACCUCAAAAAGUUUCUCGGUUUAGUCAUCAUUUGAGUUACGGUAUAGCUUCGAGUGGAAUAAGAAUUCGCCCGUCGUCAAUGAGAGGUACCAGCAAACGUGGUAGGCCUCGAGGUUCUCGACGUGGUGGAUCUAUUGGUGGAAAAGGUAGAGGAUUUAUACUUCAUCCGCCAGUUAAAACAUCAAAUGCUGUUGGAAUUUCACAAUCUUCAUUAUCUUUACCCCAAUCAUCAUCUGGAGAUCAGACUAUUGCUCAACAAGGAAUUUAUGGAAAUAGUUGUGAGGGUGAUAGCUCACUGAUAAUAAGUGGAAAUUCACUGGGAUCUGAAGUAGCCGUGAACCAAACAUUAACUGGACGAGGUUCAUUAUCAAUACGUAGAGGACCUGGACGACCACGAUUACGACCUGCUGGACCUGGUAAUCAAGGACACAGAAUACCUGGACAUCAUCACAGCAAAAAAAUUCAACGUCCACUACCUGUACCUUUAAGUCAUAAUCAAUUAUCAAGUGUACAAAAUAAAUCAUCAAAGAAUUUAAUUACAUCUUCAUUGACGACAUCAUCAUCAUCAUCAUCAUUAGCAGCAGCAACCUUAGCAUCAGUAUCAACAUCGACAUCAACGUCAACAAUAACAUCAGCAUCGACAUCUUCAAAGGUGACUUGCACAUCAGAAUCACGACCUUUUGGAUUUUACACUCAACAAAAGUCGGUAAAUCAAGAUCACCAAACGUAAUUAAUCAUAAAUUAACAGCAAUAUGUCCAUAUAUUAUGUAUAAAAUUAAUUAAAUAGGAAUUUAUAUUAAAACUAGAUUAGUGAUAGUUUUGUAAUUCAGUUGAUCAAAGAAAUUUAUUAUAUUAUAAUUAUGAUUAUUGAUUUGGGUUCGAUAAAAGUUAUAUUCAAAAAAGUAAUAAUGAAUAAAAAUUUAAUUUUUUCUUUAAAAAAAA